Molecule: messenger RNA, 2721 nt
Organism: Brienomyrus brachyistius
Lineage: Eukaryota; Metazoa; Chordata; Actinopteri; Osteoglossiformes; Mormyridae
Product: M-phase inducer phosphatase 1-B-like
Exons: 15
Coding region: 57-1589 (510 amino acids)
Biological process (GO): G2/M transition of mitotic cell cycle; positive regulation of G2/MI transition of meiotic cell cycle; protein dephosphorylation
Cellular component (GO): cytoplasm; nucleus
Molecular function (GO): protein tyrosine phosphatase activity
Source: RefSeq, a predicted model, not a curated record
AUAAUUUCCGCCGUUUCUGUUGGCUGUUUUUUGGCGAGAAAUUUAAAAUCUUUUAAAUGGCAACAUUGCAAGAAGGACUUCGAGAUACUCAGAAUUCCAUGGCAGACCCCCCCGUGGUAUGCUUUGGCCUCUCCCUUGCAGGAGCGCCUUCCCCGGACGGAUUUCCCUCCCCGGUCACCGAGCUCACACAGUGCUUCACGGGGCUCAGUGCCUUUCAAACUGGCGACACCCCGUGUCGCCGCCUGGACCUCUCCAACAUCAGUGACGAGAGCGUGGACGCAGCCGUGCUUUUGACGUCCCCGAAAAGCGAAGACAACGCAGAUCAGCCUGUGUCACUUCCUGUGUCUAAGGACUCUCCGGCAGUCAGGAUGAGGCGCUUGAAGCAGUUUAGGCCGUUUCUGCCACGGCUGAUGUGCAGCAGCCCAAAGCGGCAGCUUGACAGACGAGCACAGCAGGAGCCCCUGAAGAGCAACAAGGAGAACGUGGCCCGUUGGGGGCAGCACCAUCGAGGCGAAGAUGCAUCCCAGGCGCCAGGCUGCGCCGAACCCUUCGCCCUCGGCAGCCCCAUCUCCCCGGCCCCCGCUCCCCUCCCGGCGGACUUCCUGGGCGACAGAGAAGCCAGCGACUUCAUGGAGGCCUUUGCGGAGCAGGAGGAGAGUUCAGUUGCGGUCGGCAUGUCCUCCAGCAUGGCCCAGCUGUUGUCCGACCCCCUGAUGAAUCAGGAAGUGGAUUUCUCCUCCGUUUCAGUUAGUCGCCAAGGAGGCCGACAUCUCUUCCGCUCCCCUUCCAUGCCCCUGCGACUCCACCGGGCAGUUCUGAAACGUCCCCCUGAGUCUCCUGCCUCCAACGUACCUCUGAAGCGCCACCGGACACUGCCCGGUUUCACCGAAGAUGAAAAGGACGCCCAGGGACGCGACCAGGCGUCGGCAGACCGCAAGAGUCGCAGGUGUCUCCUGAAGAAGACUCUGUCGCUCUGUGAGGUGGCCCAUCAUUUAGGGGGAGACAACGUCAAUGCGGAAUUCAUCGGGGACUUCAGCAAGGUGUUUGCACUGCCUACAGUUACUGGAAGACACCAGGAUUUGAAGUAUAUCACUGUUGAGACAAUGUGUGCUCUCUUAAAUGGCGAGUUCAGCAGUCUGGUGGAGUCGUUUGUUGUGGUGGAUUGCCGUUACCCCUACGAGUACCAAGGCGGUCAUAUUAAGGGAGCCCUGAACUUGCCCAAUAGCGACGAAGCCGUAGAGCAUCUCUUACGGCAGCGGCUGCGCCCCCGCUGCCCCGACAAACGGCUGGUGUUGGUGUUCCACUGCGAGUUCUCCUCCGAGAGGGCGCCCAGAACGUGCCGACUGCUGCGCAGGGACGACCGCAGCAUCAACGAGUACCCGGCCCUCUGCUACCCUGAACUCUACAUCCUCAAAGGUGGCUACAAGGAUUUCUUCCACGCGUCCAAGGAGCACUGUGAACCCCAGGCGUACUGCCCCAUGCACCAUGAGGACCACCGAGACCAGCUGCUGCAGUUCCGCUCCCACAGCCGGGCGUCCGCCGAAGAGCGCCGGCGGCGGCAGCAAGCCACGCGCCUCAUCAAGCUCUGAGCGGUUCGCCGCGGCGAGGCAUGGCGUCUCCAGAGGCCUCCUUCGCCAGCCGCUCCGCCGACUGGCUGCUGAUGCAGCCCGUCCGUCCAUGAGAUGGUAGCCUGUGUGAUCAGUGAUCUUUGAUCCUCGAAUAUGUCGCCACGUGACUCUGCUGAGAGGAUGAAUGAAGCGGAGCCCAAGGACCCAACUCUGCUACAUCAAAAUCACGCAAGAUUAACCAGAGCUUGAGUCGACUAUGAAACUGCCUGCGUCAUUAAUAUGAAAUGUAUUUCGCUUUUUGGUUUUUUUUAUUUUUUUUUUUGUGGCUCUGCACAUAAAGCCGUGAUUCUAAUUGGGGCUAAGGGGUUGGGGUGUCUGCGGCUCGCCGCCAACCACGCUCGCGAUGCCUUCUGACAGCACUGCCGACGGUUCAUUGUACGCCGUGACAGUCCCAAUCCCGGUUCUUUUUGACUGGCGCUAAGUCCCCCUCGUUAUAACCACACGUCUCAGAUGAUCAUAAAGCCCCACCAAUCAUCCGCCUCCGAUGUCCGCGCAGCUCGCGUGCGCCGAGCACCACACAGGCCGUUCUUCACUGUCACAUGGCCUCAGACGCAACAAUGGCAUCCCCCCCCCUUUAAUGCCUGAACGCAUCGGUAAUUACAGAGACGCAUCCCAGUCCGUCGACCUCCAUCACGGCAUUCCUCAGAACUUCCAUUGUGGUGAUUUAUCACCGUUUCACUACUGCUUGUCGGCUCUUUGCAUUAUGCGUUCUGUGUUUUUUUUUUUUUUCUUUUUCUUUCGCCAUUUUAGUCAGUAAGCGAGUCGCGGAAAUUCCCGCGGGUAUGAGAGUCACUUUUUUUUAAUGUACAGCCCCGUCCUGUAUUGUGGGGUCUCUAGCAUUCGAGGGCGGUGUCAUCGUUUACAAUGAAAACAAAAUGAAUUUUGCUUGAAAAGGUGUAUUUCGUGUGUUGCAUUAUGCAUAAGCUUUUAAGAAUAAAAGAAAGUAAAUUGUAAUGCUGAGGUGUACGCAUGCAUUACUGCAAGUGUGAAUAUGCAGAUUUUGGGAAUUUCUUGAGCUAACUGACAAAUUACUCAAAUACGGCAAAUUCCUGUUUGCAUAGUUAAAAAAAUGUCAAUUUUUUUGUUUUUUUGU